Punica granatum (pomegranate) is the source of this 694-nucleotide messenger RNA. The record is from RefSeq and is a predicted model, not a curated record. NCBI's taxonomy places the organism in Eukaryota, Viridiplantae, Streptophyta, Magnoliopsida, Myrtales, Lythraceae.
GAGAAGGAACGCAGAACUCAGAAGCGAAGAGAACCGAUCGAUCUUCGUUCCAUUGAAGGCGAAAAGCUCAGAGCGAGCGAGAGAGAGAGAGAGAGAGAGAGAAUGGCGUGGAGGUCGCAGCUGUCGAAGAACAUCAGGGAGCUCCGGCUCCUCUUCUGCCAGUCCUCGCCCGCCAGCUCCUCCGCCAGGUCGUUCGUGGAGAAGAAUUACAAGGAUCUGAAGACGCUCAACCCGAAGCUGCCCAUAUUGAUCCGGGAAUGCCGUGGAGUUGAGCCUCAGUUGUGGGUCAGAUACGAUUAUGGUGUAGAGAAAGGCAUUCGUUUGGACGGUUUGAGUGAGGAGCAAAUCCUCAAGUCACUGAAAGAAUUUGCAAAAGUGUAGCACUCCUCAAAUUUCUUACUGUCUUAUCGGGACACGCUGAAAGAAAUAAACCUAGUUCUGGGUGAGAAAACCAUGUGGAGACAAUUUGGUCUUGUUUGGCAAUUGUUUGUCAAAUCCUUUGUAAGACGAAUGCAUCAAUACUGCAGAUUUAUCUUGCUAUGAACAUCGGAUUUUCUGGACACUUGGUUGUUCAUAUCAUUUCAUCUUUUAGAUCUCAAAAAUAGCAAAAUCCCAAUCUUUGUUUUUGAGUUUGAAACCUUGAAGACCUCUUUUGACCGUAACCUAGGAUAAUGUAACAUCUCUUUUUGCUGAA